GGUGAUGUCACACUCCGAUUCUUACACACAUUCGCGACUGUCACUUUAUUCAAGAAAGCCAGUAAGAGCCUCACAUGCUCUUGUCACAACUGUAAGGCCCUUCCUACGUAGAGAGGCAUUCAAGACACGAAUCCUGAUCUGUAAUAUUGGCCGUGUUUUUCUCUUAACAGCAAGUGAGACUUCUACAACGACAAGUGGUUCAACAACAUCCACAACUAUAUCAACGACUGCAUCUCCUACAUCAACCAUUUCUUCAACAACAACCACAACUUUGCCAACGACUGUAUCUCCUACAUCAAAAAGUACUUCAGCAACAUCCACAACUGCUUCAACAAGUGCGACUUCUACAACGACAACUGGUUCAACAAAAUCCACAACUUUGUCAACAACUGUAUCUCCUACAUCACAAAGUACUUCAGCAACAUCCACAACUGCUUCAACAAGUUCGACUUCUAUAACGACAACUGAUUCAACAACAUCCACAGCUUUGUCAACAAGUAUGACUUCUACUUCCACAAGUGGUUCAACAGCAUCCACAAUUUUGUCAACGACUACAUCUCCUACAUCAACAAGUCAUUCAACAACAUCCACAACUUUGCCAACAAGUUCGACUUCUAUAACGACAACUGAUUCAACAAAAUCCAUAGCUUUGUCAACAAGUAUGACUUCUACAUCGACAAGUGGUUCAACAGCAUCCACAACUUUGUCAACAACUGUAUCUCCUACAUCACAAAGUACUUCAGCAACAUCCACAACUGCUUCAACAGCAAGUACAACUUCUACAACGACAAGUGGUUCAACAGCAUCCACAACUUUGUCAACGACUACAUCUCCUACAUCAACAAGUCAUUCAACAACAUCCACAAAUUUGCCAAUGACUGUAUCUACUACAUCACAAAGUACUUCACCAACAUCCACAACUGCUUCAACAAGUUUGACUUCUACAUCGACAAGUGGUUCAACAGCAUCCACAACUUUGUCAACGACUACAUCUCCUACAUCAACAAGUCAUUCAACAACAUCCACAAAUUUGCCAACAACUGUAUCUACUAUAUCACAAAGUACUUCAGCAACAUCCACAACUGCUUCAACAAGUUCGACUUCUAUAACGACAACUGAUUCAACAUCAUCCACAGCUUUGUCAACAAGUUUGACUUCUACAUCGACAAGUGGUUCAACAGCAUCCACAACUUUGUCAACGACUACAUCUCCUACAUCAACAAGUCAUUCAACAACAUCCACAAAUUUGCCAACAACUGUAUCACCUAUAUCACAAAGUACUUCAGCAACAUCCACAACUGCUUCAACAAGUUCGACUUCUAUAACGACAACUGAUUCAACAACAUCCACAGCUUUGUCAACAAGUAUGACUUCUACAUUGACAAGUGGUUCAACAGCAUCCACAACUUUGUCAACGACUACAUCUCCUACAUCAACAAGUCAUUCAACAACAUCCACAAAUUUGCCAACAACUGUAUCUACUAUAUCACAAAGUACUUCAGCAACAUCCACAACUGCUUCAACAAGUUCGAUUUCUAUAACGACAACUGAUUCAACAUCAUCCACAGCUUUGUCAACAAGUUUGACUUCUACAUCGACAAGUGGUUCAACAGCAUCCACAACUUUGUCAACGACUACAUCUCCUACAUCAACAAGUCACUCAACAACAUCCACAAAUUUGCCAACAACUGUAUCACCUAUAUCACAAAGUACUUCAGCAACAUCCACAACUGCUUCAACAAGUUCGACUUCUAUAACGACAACUGAUUCAACAACAUCCACAGCUUUGUCAACAAAUGCUAUUUCUACAACAACAACUGAUUCAGCAACAUCCACAACUGAUUCAAGUGGCAGAACCAUUGGCGGAAUUGUGGGAGGAAUCUUGGUCCUAUUCCUACUCUUGGGCAUAGUGGUUUUCUUUGUGCAUAAGAGAUGGAGAGGAAGAAAACAAACACUGUCUCUUGGCAGUGUAGCUAGCCGUUCUACUUGCAGAAACAAACCUAUCAAGGCUGAAAAGUAUGAGAUGUACUAUCUUGAACAACAUACAGAUCAAAACUAUGGUUUUGCAUUGCAGUUUGAGGAUCUCAAAGUUGUUGGUAUCACCCAGCCCACCAUUGCAGCACUAUGCAUGGAAAAUAAACAGAAAAAUCGUUACAAUAAUGUAUUGCCAUAUGACAUAUGUCGUGUCAAGCUAGCAGGUGGCAUAAAUGAUGACUACAUCAAUGCUAAUUAUUUGCCAGGUUAUAACUCAAAGACAGAAUUCAUUGGUGCUCAGGGACCCUUGCCGAAUACUAUAAAAGAUUUCUGGAGAAUGAUCUGGGAACAGAAUGUGCACACGCUAGUCAUGCUGACACGGUGCAAUGAACAGGGAAGGGUAAAAUGUGAAAAAUACUGGCCUUCAUUUAAUGCCCAGACUCAUGGACAUAUACAAGUAACUUUUGUUAUGAAGACUCCCAAGAAAAACUGGAUAAUUAGAGAUUUCAUGCUGGAAAAUCUGGCAAAUGGCAAAAGGCGCAACAUAAGGCAAUUCCAUUUUAUUGCAUGGCCAGACCAUGGAGUCCCAGAAAACACAGAUUUGCUAAUUAAAUUUAGGAAUCUAGUGAGAGAACAUAUGAAUCUGGAAAUCGGAAACUCCCCCACGGUAGUUCAUUGCAGUGCUGGAGUUGGGCGCACAGGGACAUUGAUAGCUCUGGACCACCUCAUCCAUCAGAUAAAGCUGGAUAACAUUGUGGAUAUUUAUGGAAUAGUCUAUGAACUUCGAAUGCACAGGCCACUAAUGGUACAAGCUGAGGAACAAUAUGUAUUUCUGAAUCAAUGUGCCUUGGACAUCAUCAGAUCAAAUAAAAGUUCAAAUAUGGGUAUUUCUUACACGAAUAUAGCAAUGGAAAGCUGUGAGAACUUGAUACCAAGGAAUGCCAAAUAAAACAACCGUGGAUCUUGUGAACAAAACCUUAUUUCCAUUUGUUAAGACUACGUUACAGUCAUCUUUUUAAUGAAAAUGAGUCUAUUUGCUUAAAAUUCAAUAUAGUAUUGAAUUUUGCAAGCACAUUUUUUGAAUGUGUGUGUGUGAGUUCUACAAUGGACUGAGACCCCAUUCAGGAUUAAUUAAAGUCAUUUGCAGUAUAAGUGGACUUUAAUAAUAUAGUUAAAGUGAGAAAAAAGGGUAACUCAGAACUGUGAAGCAAAUUAUAUGUUUUUAAUAGAUUGUUUUAAUAUGGGAAUGGAAAAAAAAAUCAACUGUUAAAAGAAGAUGUGAAUAUUUUAGUCAGCUUUGCUGUUUUAUAUUUUACUUGUAAUGUUUAAGUAUGCAUUGUUCAAAUAAAUGGUGUGCUGGUAGAAUAAUGUUAAAGAAAAUAUUAAGGUACCAGUGUUUGGUAAGUCUGCCAGCAUUUGGUUUAUUAAGAUGUUUGCAAUGCAGCUGUACAAGAUAAAAUACGCUAAAUGCAGCUUCUACCUGUAUAGUCUGUUGUGAAUCACCAGGACUUUAAUAUAUUUAAAUUUGCUCUCUCUCUUUCCAUUCUUGAAUCAUAGUUAUCAGAAAAGCUUUAGCACCCUGUAAUUAGAAUUUAUCACGAAGCAGAAGCUUAUAUAAUAAUAAUAAUAAUCUUUUCAUUUAUAUAGCGCUUUUCUCACUACUCAAAGUGCUCAGCAAUUGCAGGUUAAGGGCCUUGUUCAAGGGCUUAACAGAGCAGAGUCCCUACUGGCAUUUACGGGAUUCGAACCGGCAACCUUCUGAUUGCCAGUGCAGAUUAUUAGCAUCAGAGCCACCUUAAAAUAGAAAAUGAGGCAUGCAAUUUUCAGUUUUUAUAAAUGCUAUUUGUUUACUCAGAGUUAAAUAUAUUGUGCUGAAUCCACCUGGACGAUGGGACAACAGCCAUUUUGUACCAGUACACUCACCACAUAUUAGUUAUUAUGUGGUGAAGAGCUGAAAGAGGCACUUUGCCAGUUCGAGACAGGGGAUGAUAAAGAGGCCAGAAUGACCAGGACAUGAUUGACAAUUUAGCCAGAACACAGGGAUUCAACCUACACUUUAUGAAUGGGGUACAGGGAUCAUUUAUGACUGCAGAGAGUCAGAACCUAUAUUUUACAUCUCAUCUAAAGGAUGGUACCACUUUUACAGCACAGUGUCCCCAUCUCUGUGCUUGUGUAUUGGGGUCCACACUCAGACCACAGGGUAAGCACCCCCUGUUGACCGCACAAACAUCUUCUACUGCAGCAACCUAAGCUUUUCCCAUCCAUGCACUGGCCAUGCCAAGCCAUAGCCUGGAGUUUAAAGGAUCUGGAGAGCGCUCAGGCUUCAGGGUCUGAGCUCCAUAGCAUGGGUGGUUCAUCUCUUGAAUGAGAUGUCUCCUUCCAGGAAUGAGUGGUGUGAAUUGCCUUCAAUGGGUGGCUGUGGGUAAAAAAAAAGUGGUCAAUUGUUGUGUCUUGGCUUAUUUUAUUGAAUCUGUGUAACAAUGCCUUAUGUUUUUGUACUUUCCUGCUGCAAACAAAUUUCCCUCUGGAAUAAUAAAGUCUACCUAACCUAA
Molecule: messenger RNA, 4526 nt
Organism: Erpetoichthys calabaricus (reedfish)
Lineage: Eukaryota; Metazoa; Chordata; Cladistia; Polypteriformes; Polypteridae
Gene: ptprjb.1
Product: protein tyrosine phosphatase receptor type Jb, tandem duplicate 1
Exons: 41
Coding region: 5-2923 (972 amino acids)
Biological process (GO): negative regulation of MAP kinase activity; protein dephosphorylation
Molecular function (GO): protein tyrosine phosphatase activity
Source: RefSeq, a predicted model, not a curated record